AUGGUAAUACGAAAUAAUUCCGACGUUCCUUCUGAUAUCAAAAAUCAAGAAGAAAAAUCACCACAUGAACGGUUUCGUGAUUCUAAAAGUUUAUCUGUUACCGAUUUUUCUUCACUUGCUUGGUGUGAACUUCAACAGCACUAUUUUUUUAUCGCAGGUGGAAGAAAAGAAACACUAGCUAUGAAAAUUGGUUCUGAAAUACAUAAUAAAUUAGAAUUACAAGAACAUGACAUAAUUUCAAUACCAACUCAUACUAAAGAGGAUAUAUGGGGUAUAAAGUUAUAUAAUUUAAUAUUUGGAAUUGACUCACUUUUCAUUAAUUUAAAAACGAGAGAAUUACCAAUUUUUGGAUUUGUAUCAGGUUUAUUCGUUUUUGGAAUCAUUGACCAAAUUGAAAUGAAACCGGUUUUUGAUGAUAUAUCUAGAGAUGAAUUGAUCAUAUCCGACACAAAAACUCGGACAAAACAAUAUAUACCAAAAUAUGUUCCGCCAUCAGUGAAAUUUCAAUUAAUGCUUUAUAAAAAACUAUUUGAUGAACUUGUACAAGGAACAUUUGAUGAAAUGAAGAUUUUUCAAACAUUAGAUUUGAAUCCUGAUUUAGAAUUUUCUAAAGAAUUAGCUAAUAUUGUUAAUAUAAGUUAUAAAGAGAAAGAGAUGAAGGAAUUUAAACCAAAUUUACGGAACCUUAUGAAGGUUGUAAUCAAUAGUUUUGGAAAAGUUUGGAAAUCAUGUAAUAUUUUGGAAGUUAAUUAUAAAUUUCAAAAGGAUGGAAGUGAUUUAGGUUCUAAAUAUUUUGAUUAUGAUGAAAAUCAAUUAGAUAACUAUUUAGAGAAAACAGUAAAAUAUUGGAAAGGUGAUAGAAAACCCGAAGGUGUUCCUAUUGAAGAUGCAUGGAAAUGCCAAAAUUGCGAAUUUGCUGAUAAUUGUGAAUGGAGGUUAAAUAAAAUUAAAGAACGUGAACAAAACAAACGUGCACUUUUGGAAAUUACAAAUGGGCAGCCAAAGUUGAGACUUAAUUAG
Molecule: messenger RNA, 1020 nt
Organism: Rhizophagus irregularis DAOM 181602=DAOM 197198
Lineage: Eukaryota; Fungi; Glomeromycota; Glomeromycetes; Glomerales; Glomeraceae
Biological process (GO): interstrand cross-link repair
Cellular component (GO): nucleus; mitochondrion
Molecular function (GO): single-stranded DNA 5'-3' DNA exonuclease activity
Source: RefSeq, a predicted model, not a curated record